Molecule: messenger RNA, 873 nt
Organism: Hemicordylus capensis (graceful crag lizard)
Lineage: Eukaryota; Metazoa; Chordata; Lepidosauria; Squamata; Cordylidae
Product: olfactory receptor 6N2-like
Exons: 1
Coding region: 1-873 (290 amino acids)
Biological process (GO): G protein-coupled receptor signaling pathway
Cellular component (GO): membrane
Molecular function (GO): olfactory receptor activity; G protein-coupled receptor activity
Source: RefSeq, a predicted model, not a curated record
AUGGAAACCUCCAACCAGACCAAGGUCACCAAGUUCAUCCUGGUGGGCUUCCCAAACCUCCAGCAGUUCCAGAAGCUCCUUUUCCUCCUGCUCCUCGUCGUCUACCUCUUCACCAUCUUCUUCGUCAGCAUCCUGUCCUUCUUGGAGGUCUGGUACAUGGCAACCACCAUCCCCAAGAUGCUCUCCAAUUUGCUCACUGAAAGGAAGAGCAUCUCCUUCAGUGGCUGCCUCCUGCAGACCUAUUUCUUCCAUUCGUUGGGUGCCACCGAGUGCUACCUGCUGGCGGCGAUGGCGUACGACCGGUACCUGGCCAUCUGCAACCCGCUACGGUACCCCUCCAUCAUGACCAGCAGGAUGUGUGCCCAGCUGGCUGCCGGCUGCUGGAUCUGUGGCUUCAUGUGUCCCAUCACCGAAGUGAUCUUAGUGUCCAAGCUGCCUUUCUGUGGCCCCAACCAAAUCGAACAUCUCUUCUGCGACUUCCCACCACUGCUCAGCCUGGCCUGCACUGAGACCUCCGUCAACAUCUUGGACUUCGUCAUCAACACCUUCAUCAUCCUGGUGACCUUCCUGCUCAUCACGAGCUCCUACGUGAAGAUCAUCCAGUCCAUCCUGAGAAUCCGCACCACCGAAGGCCGCAAGAAGGCCUUCUCCACCUGUGCGUCCCACCUGGUUGUGGUCUUGCUCUUUUUCGGGUGCAUCGUCUUCAUGUACGUGUGGCUGAAGAAGAGCUACUCCUUGAAUUAUGAUCGGGCUUUCACUGUGAUCUAUUCAGUCUUCACCCCGUUGGCCAACCCAGUCAUCUAUAGCUUGCGGAAGAAAGAAAUCCUGAAAGCUAUAAAGAGGAGAAUCCAGGUGAAGAGCGACGUUAACUAG